Molecule: messenger RNA, 702 nt
Organism: Leptosia nina
Lineage: Eukaryota; Metazoa; Arthropoda; Insecta; Lepidoptera; Pieridae
Source: the annotation of a GenBank genome assembly
AUGGAAGUGAUUAAUUUCGUCUCAAUCCACUUUAUCUUCCUACGCGAGACAUAUACACAAUUUGUAAAUCCAGGCUGGCCUCAUCACCCCCAACAUUACGACGACUACGAAUAUAGAAGAUGGGGUCCAAGACAGGGCAGACCCCGCAAGAGAAGUGGUGGCAGAUUCCCUGAAUACUCAGAGGAAUCUAACGACUACGGCAACAGAUUCUUUGUACCAUAUCCUGUUCCACUCGUCAUAACAGUAAAGUCGAAAGCGCCCGAGACAACAUCAACAUCAACAACAACGUCAACAACAACUACGACAACAACAACGACAUCAACGACAACAACAACAUCAACAACACUAGCGCCGUCUGAAGAGGAGGAAUCACUUGAAUAUUCAACGUAUUCAACACCGACAGUCGCUAGGAUACUAGAUUUUCCACGAGCCUCAUCGAACUUUCCGUACUAUCAUAAGAAGUUGUUGUCCAAGAAAAAGUCAUGUUUGAGAGGACAAUGUGAAAACUUUAGGAGGGUAGACAUUAUAGAUGGUUUCUUGAAACGCGGAGGCCAAACAGACAAGUCGUAUGAAGAUUAUAAUGUACCCAAUUUGAAAAGUGGACAAAAAUUCGGUAUUAUACCAAUACCAGAUAAAUUAGCUCUAGAACUAAUGACGCAUAUGCGGGAUGCGAAAAUAAAUGAACUGCUUAGUAGGGGGUGA